This is a messenger RNA of Contarinia nasturtii (swede midge), 2055 nucleotides long. Its product is annotated as esterase B1-like. The transcript is spliced from 14 exons. The record is from RefSeq and is a predicted model, not a curated record. Bases 82 to 1929 code for a protein of 615 amino acids. Lineage: Eukaryota; Metazoa; Arthropoda; Insecta; Diptera; Cecidomyiidae.
UUCAAUAUCAAUACCAAUUAGAUAUUUGAAUUGGAAAGUUCAAGCUUCUUGGUCGUAACUAACUUAACCUGUACGGUGAAAAUGAUUCAAAACAUCGUAUUUCAUUUGUGUUUAUGUGUUUUGAUCGUGAAUAGUGAUGAAGUAAAAACAAUAAAAACCAAAUCCGGGCCGAUAAGAGGAAAAUUGCAAAGGACCAUUUGGUACGAUAAACCGUAUUACUCUUUCAAAGGAAUACCGUACGCGAAACCACCCAUCGGUGACUUGAGAUUCAAGGCCCCAGAGCCGAUAGAACCAUGGAAUGAAACAAAAAAUGCCUACGAAUAUGCUCCGUGGUGCGCCCAAAGAUCACGAAGACGAACUAGCGAAGAUUGUCUCUAUUUAAACGUCUUCGUCCCAGACCUCAGCAGCGAAACUAACGUCAGUUGUUUUAGUAGCUUUACGAAAAUGUUUAAAAGAAAAAAAUUGCCGGUAAUGCUCUAUGUGCAUGGUGGAUGGUAUGCGAUCGGCUCUGCUGACGAUACCUUCCAAGGGCCGGAUUUCAUGAUAGAGCACAAAGUAAUCGUUGUGACGGCAAACUAUCGACUUGGUAUAUUCGGGUUUAUGUCGUUGGGUACACCAGAAUAUUCGGGAAACAUGGGAUUAAAAGACCAACAGCUUUACAUGAAAUGGGUGUAUGAGAAUAUCGAAGCAUUUGGUGGAGACAAGAAUCGAAUCACAAUGAUGGGCCUUAGUGCUGGUGGUAGUGCUCUAGGGUUUCACAUGCUGAAUAAAGAAUCGUCAAAAUAUUUCAACCAAAUGAUUUGCUUGGGAGGAACGCCCAAUCGAUAUCACACGUAUCAAACCGGCGACCAUCGAUGUCUGAUGGAGUAUUUGUUUCGUAGAUGGUCUGGUGGUGGAGGUAAUCCUAGCAAUGAAGAAUUGGAAAGAUGGGUUAAAACAGCAGAUGUCAAUAUAAUUCGAAAUUAUCUGCAAGAAACGUUCUCUAAGAAGUAUUCGCCUUGGAAUGCCAUGAUUGAAAAGCCAAAUGCAAUACGCCCAAUUAUUACUGAGGAUCCAAUGACUGCAAUCGGAAAAUUGAAAAGUCUCAACAAACCCGCAUACUAUACUACUACAAAAUAUGAAUAUUUGUCACCAUUUAUCAUCGGCAGAACGAACUAUUCCGAACCAAGAGCGGUGCGUGAAUUUGUAAAUAAGUUUGAUAUUGAUUUGCCAAUUUUUGGAUUAAAAUCAAUACUUGAUCAGAGACCAGAGUAUUUAAACGACGUUCUCAUAAAGAUGCAUCGCUUUUACUUCAACGUCACAGCAUCCACCACCGACCAAGAGCUACUACGGCAACGUAUCGUACUGGACUCAGACCUCUAUUUUGUAUAUGACAACGAUAAAUGGAUAGAAAAGCAUGCAGCUAUUUCAAAAAAAGAUAUCUAUUAUCACCGAUUUUCAGCUCAAACUAUGAUCAAUCCACAUCCAGAGUAUCCCGGGACCGGUCACGCUGAUGAAGUCGUAUUCUUUUUAAGAUCUCAAGAGCUGAAAGAUUUUCCAACCAAGGUAAAAGAUAAUAUGCACAUUGACGCGGCCAGCAAACUAGCUUUUGAUCAAAUGAAUGUGAUGCAAAAAUUAUUUUCGAAUUUCAUAAAAUAUGGAAAACCGGUACAUAAUAAUGAUGUGAUGAAACAAAAAUUUAAACCAAUCAGACGUUUAAGCAAAUCGAUCGAAUUUAAUUUUGUCGAUGUUACAAAUGACGGUUUAAUCCCAGGCAAGGGACCAUCUGAUGAUAGAAUCAAGUUUUUGGAUGGUAUUAUCGAAGAAGUGAAACGAUUGGUUUCAGAACAUGGCGACAUACCUGCAGAAACACCAAUUCAACAACGUUGUGAUGCCAUGGAAAGCGGACAGAAAAUUUAUACUACUACGACUCUUACCUUUGCAGGAUAGUAACAUAUACGUAUGUAUAUCAUUUUGGCAUCUUCGCCUCAAUCGUUUUUGAAAUUGACGCCUAGAUAAUAGAAUUUUAACCAGCAAGUGAAUUAAAUUGAAAUACAAACAAGAAAAAAACCAUAA